GUUUCUUGCAGGAAAUUCUCCAGGAAAUUACCAAAAAUUUACUCACAUAUAAGAUAAAAUAUUUGAAUGUCAGAUUAAAAAUGAUGACGCCAAGUGUUCCUCUCUUUGACCAUGCUGCUGUUCUUCCCAGAUUCAGUAGGUGCAGAACACAACCAUGAAGUACUUCAUUCUCCUGGCCCUGUUUGCCACAGCUUUUGCUGCUCCCAUUGAUGAUGAGGAUGACAAGAUUGUGGGAGGAUAUGAGUGCAGAAAGAACUCUAAGCCCUACCAGGUGUCCCUGAAUGCUGGCUACCACUUCUGUGGAGGUUCCCUGAUCUCCAGCAUCUGGGUGGUGUCUGCUGCUCACUGCUACAAGUCCCGCGUCCAGGUGCGUCUUGGUGAGCACAACAUUGCUGUCAGUGAGGGCACCGAACAGUUCAUCAACUCUGCUAAGGUCAUCAGGCACCCCAGAUACAGCAGCCGCAACCUGGACAAUGACAUCAUGCUGAUCAAGCUGAGCAAGCCCGCCACCCUGAACAACUAUGUCCGCACCGUGUCCCUGCCCUCCAGAUGUGCCAGCUCAGGCACCCGCUGUCUGAUCUCUGGAUGGGGCAACACCAGCGGCUCUGGAAACUACUACCCUGAUCGUCUGAGGUGCCUGGAUGCCCCCAUCCUGAGCGACAGCAGCUGCAGGAGCUCCUACCCUGGACAGAUCACCUCCAACAUGUUCUGUGCUGGAUUCCUUGAGGGAGGCAAGGACUCCUGCCAGGGUGACUCUGGUGGCCCUCUGGUGUGCAGCAAUCAGCUGCAGGGUGUGGUGUCCUGGGGUUACGGAUGCGCCCAGAGGAACAAGCCCGGAGUUUACACCAAGGUCUGCAACUACAACUCCUGGAUUCACAGCACCAUGUCCUCCAACUAAAGUCACUGUCCUUGAACGAACAUUUGUUCAAACAAACAUUUGACAAUAACAAACUGUUCCAAGAAAAUAAAUGAUUAACAUAAA
Thunnus maccoyii (southern bluefin tuna) is the source of this 982-nucleotide messenger RNA. RefSeq names its product trypsin-3-like. Gene Ontology annotation, biological process: proteolysis. NCBI's taxonomy places the organism in Eukaryota, Metazoa, Chordata, Actinopteri, Scombriformes, Scombridae. The transcript has 7 exons. Gene Ontology annotation, molecular function: serine-type endopeptidase activity. The record is from RefSeq and is a predicted model, not a curated record. Bases 155 to 898 code for a protein of 247 amino acids.